CCCAUCACUGUCUCUCUCUUCCCCUCCCUCUCUCUCUCAGUCGUGGGCAGCGGGGAACGCUAGCCCGUGAUGAUGUAAUCAGAUCUCUCGGCACAUUCUCAUUCAGCUCUCGUCUGCGGAGAAGCUGGCAGGGAGCGCGAUAUAGGACUCUGGUUCGGGUGAUGUCAUCCGCCUUUCCCUGGGAAGAGUUUCAGAGACUAUCCGAGACAGGGGAAGCUGGACUCCGCUUCCGCGGGGUGUUGUUGUGGGGUGAGGAGGCAAAACGGGAAGGAACGAGGGGCAUAAGAGGACGGUUGUUCAGCUGAACCAUACACUCAUACCUCUGGAUGCUUAGCCGAAGACAUUAAAUUGCACCAUGAGCUAGCUGGCCUCUGUGUUAUUUUCGUAAUAACAGAGGACAACGAGCCGUUAAACAUUACUGGCGAGAAUAUCUGGGUAUUAUUAUAACAAAAACAGUGUAAUAAGAUUAUAUGUACUACAAGAAGAUUCAUUAAUCAUUAAUUGUACCGUUACAAGGAGCACUUAUGCAUCGCAUUGUUCAUGUUUUCUUCGGCUCGUAAAAUUCCGAAAUUCAGCACCUUGGACAGGUUCCGGCUUAGCUAUGCGUUAUUUAUCGACCUUUUCCUAAAAGUCAACAUCAUAGCAUAGCCUGCUUGUUUUCUCCUUAAGUAUUUCCGCGAUUGGUGUUGUAGCGUUUUCCUGAAGCAACAAAUCUCAUCACAGCUAAUCUGCGAUACAGUAUACUGGACGCAGCGCCUAGCGGAACCAACAACACCAGCCACAACCGAAAGGUUUUUUAAAAUUAUUAUUGUAGAUACACCCCCUACCACCACCCGCAAGACUGUGGUAGACUAGAAAAUGAGGCAAGUGCAAUGGAGAAAAGACAUACGUGCCUCUCUUCAGUAUAUUAAUUUCAGUUAAUAUGUAUUAAAUAGAAAGUAUAUAUUUUAAAUAUUGAUUUUAUAACAUAUCAUUUCACCAUUCUGGAGGACGGGUUUAUAUCGGUCAGUAGUUGCUGCUUUCCAACUCUCAAGAUUUAUCUACACCGAAAGGUUUUUGACGUCCAGCUAUCUUUUUGAAACAGAUCUACCUCUGGAUAUUUUUUUUCCGCAAAUUCUUGUUUGUUUUAUACAUGUCUACGCGUUCUGAUGCUCGCGAAGCUGGAAUGAAAGCGGAUGGGAAGUUUUUUUCCCCUUGUUUUGCGCGUGUGCUUUUUUUUUUCUUCGCGAACAAGGCGCACAUUGAGGGAUGGUAUCAAGUUGUAAACGACCCCAAAUGGUCUCCUCACUAACGGAAUAAUUCCACCGUCUCUCUCCUCUUCCGUGCCGCAUGAAACCUGCGAAGAAGAAGCAAAGCCGAACCGAAAUCAGUUUUCUAUGUUUGUUCGUCACGGGCUUCAAAAACAGUCCCCCUCUCCGACCCUGGCUGGAGCGCAGGGGGUCGAGGUGCUACUACGCGGAAAGCAAUAACGCAGUAGCUGGAAGGGACUGGAAUACUGACUUCCCUGCUGUGAGGACUAAGACCAUGGCUAAUGAACCAGUCAUCCUUAACGUUUAUGAUAUGUACUGGAUCAACGAGUACACAUCCACCCUGGGGAUUGGAGUUUUCCAUUCUGGCAUAGAGAUCUACGGCAGAGAGUUUGCCUAUGGAGGACACCCAUAUCCCUUUAGUGGGAUCUUUGAGAUCACACCUGGGAAUGCUGCUGAGCUCGGCGAGACCUUCAAAUUCAAGGAGGCUAUUGCUCUGGGUACCACAGACUUCACAGAGGAAGAUGUGGACAAGAUUAUGGAAGAGCUGGGGAAGGAAUUCAAAGGCAAUGCCUAUCACCUGAUGCACAAGAACUGCAACCACUUCUCCUCAUCACUGUCAGAGCUGCUGUGCGGCAGGGAGAUCCCACGCUGGGUGAACCGUCUGGCCUACUUCAGCUCCUGCAUCCCUUUCCUGCAGAGCUGCCUGCCCAAGGAGUGGCUGACCCCCGCCGCCUUGCAGAGCCACAUCAGCCUGGGGCUCCACAAGGAGGAGCAGGCCGAGUCCAGCGAUGAGGAGCCCCCCUCCACCUCAGGGGCCGGCGCUGCCUCAGGCUCCUCGAGGGGCUGCCGCCACACACGUGUCUGAGCCGGGGGUGGGGGGAGGCCGUGCCAGGAAUCCGCUGAACCGCGCACCCCUGAGUGAGUGGCACAGCCAUGAGGCCUAGGAACCUCACAUGAGGGCCAGAGGGAUCUCUCCCAGCUCACCCAGGGACUUUCUCUCCAAUCCUUUGACUUGGCUCAAGAGACUUUUUGCCUCAGUUGGGGGAGACACGAAGAACAAACUGAAUCGUCUCCAGUCUGGGAAUUUGAACCUGGGAAUAGUUCUAACCUCAGCCGGCCUCUGCUUCCCCGCUGAAAAUUUUAGUGUAGUCUAUCCCCGUGUAGUGGCGAUAGCAGGGGCCGGUUCUUUUAUCCAGUUAUGUUUUAACAAGUAUUGAAUUGGGACUUUGCGUUUUGAAAUCCUCAAGUAGUGAUUUAUUCAGGUUUUUUCCUUGCCUUAAGGGCACAAAAAGGGAGAACUGAGAAGUAGAUCUGGCACUUUUAUUUUUCCAAAAUGCAAAUGCUUAACAGAGACAUUGCAAUUUUAGAAAACUUUCAAAACCGUGCCAAGUAUAAAGAUUGUCCUAUGCUGAAAAAAAUAGGAAUGAAAAUCCAUGAAUGAAAUGCCUGCAUCUCUUUUAUGUUCCAACAUAUAUUCUGUUUUCCUUUUUUGAAAAUGUCCGUAUGGUUUAUAAUAUUUUUUUAAUCGUUAUGGAAUGUCCCACUUCCACAUUUCCAUGCCCAUACAUGAACAAAUAUAACUAUAACUAGAUUUGUGUUAUCUGAUCUUACCAGGCCUUACAUGUGCUCUGGUGAACAGAACUCCAGGGUGAGUGGAUCGGCUGUUGCGAGCAUUUGUGAUUUCCCGUUAGUCUGGAGCUCAGUGCUCUGAGGCUGGAAAGCAUGCUGGUGCAUGGCUCUUCUGACUCACCACCAAACAUGCCACUUGUUUUCCCCCAGGGGCUUUUCUUUACAGGGUUGUGAAGAAUGAAUGGCAUUGAUAAAAAAUAAUUAUAUUUAAAUCGGUUUACAUACAGCGUAGAUAUAUACUGUGGUGGAAAAGGUGGCAGUGAAAUUGAUCCAGCGGACAGCGUUCAAGUUGAUCAAGAUCGCAAGGGUGUCCAUGCAUCAUUUGUAACCCUGAAACUCAUCCAAAUGCUGAGACAGAGGCUGAGCUGAAAAGCCGAAAGCAUUUCAUUAACAUGUAAAACAUUCCUUCCAUUUUGGUUUAUAUAGAUUUUGGAAAUCUUGCCAUGAACAUGUUAUGCCAUGUGCCCAUGUAUAGCAGGAAUGGGCACAUGAUACAAGGUCUUCUGGUCUUCUGAUACAAGGUGUAGUUCCCUAUCAUGUUUUUUCCAUUCUAGGUCAAAGAGUACCUAGUGUUUAUAUUUUAAGAUAAGUCUUUUGUUUUUCAAUGAAUGCUGCUAAAAAUGAUUGACAUGCUAACAUUUAACAGGGCAUUUUACAGACCCCUCUUAUAUACCUCUGCAGUAUUUUGCUUCCUUUUAAAGCAUGUGUGAUGGGAGCAGUCUUCCUUCAUGUACGAUGGCGACUCAUGCCAUCCUAAUUGGACACUGCAGUGUGGAUGUGUGACUCCUUAUAAUGCAGAAAGUCCAUUGCAGAGAUUGAUCUUGGUGACACUUCAUCUGUCAUGAGGGGAGGAACAAAGUAUCAUGGAUCUGGCAGUAUUUUUUUUUUCUGUUUUGAUCAGAACAUAAUGUUCUCUUCAGACAUGUGAAAGGCAGUUCCAUUACAAAGCCAAUACUGAGCAGGGAUCUCAAGGAAGUUAGUUCAACGAGUCCAUUCUACAGGUUAGAAACAGAUUGUGCUUUGGAAGAAGCAAACGUCCUUUAAAAUAAGAAUUUAAUCAGCUUGAAAGUGAAAAACGUCCCAGGUGUUCCCUUUUCUAGAUGAAAGCAGCUCAUAGGCUUUCCUCUUUAGAAAGGUUGCAAAAUUUCCUGGGGUAUUUGGCUUAGGUCACAUCAUGAAAAUGGUGAAUAGUGACAGCAUUAAACCUGCCAAAAAUGGUUUCCACAGAGACUCAGGAAACUCAAUAUCAAACCAGAAAAUAAGUAUGUUCUUUCAAGAAUGUUUUAUUUGAGGACCCUGGGUUCCUUAUCAGAGGGAACGUUCAAGGGUUUAAGACUCCUUCCUUUGCAGGCAGUGCUGUUGUCUCCUUGAGUCAGCUACUGGACCCUGAUUUAACAGGUCCAGCUAGGUAUAUAAAUGGGUGCCACAAACACUAAAGUGGAACCCUUAGAAUGUUUAGUGUCCCAUCCUUUCAAUUCACAAAAUACUAAAGUUAAGACCAGCUCUAGGGAGUGAUUUGAUUUAUGAGGAACUUAUUUUAAUUUACCAUUAAACUCAGGUUUGAUUUGUUUCACACAUACCCCUAAAUAUUUUCAUGUUGGUGAGCUUCUUUAAGAUUGGUUAAGAAAAGCAAUUUUCUGUUAACACUUGAGAAUUUACUAUUUCAGUUAAUCUUUAUCUUUUUACCACAAUAAUAAAAAUCCAGCCCAAAUAAUUUGAUUUAUAGCUUCACAUACAUUCGUUGUCUAUGUUUUCUCACAAUUUUUUUAACUCGUGUGGUUCUUUUUGCAAGAAAACAUUGAUACCAGAUAAACAGGAAGAUUUUUUUUAGUUUGUUUGAUUUCUUAAAUGUGAUUUAUAAUAAACAACAAGUUUUGUACACACAUUUAAUUUUCAUUUUCUGAGAGUUACCUGACAUAAUUCUUUACUGAAUAACUGUACAGAUCCACACUCUAAAAAUGUCUAUAUACAGUGUUCGCAAGACUGGAAUGUUGGCAAAUUCUUUCUAAAACUGUACUGGAGUAUAAAAUCAAUUUUUACAAUUGUUAACCUUUUCUCAAAACAAAAGGAACAGGACGAAUUUCAGAAAGCUUGCAUAAUAAAAAAUCUAAGAAAUGCGUUAAUGAUUCUCUUAUUCCCUGUUAUACCUUUACAACAAGACUGGUUUGUAUAUGCAGUUAUAAAACAUGGUCUCCAACAUACAGUAUGUUUGUAUCUUGAUUAAAAAAUAGUCAGAUUUGGUGCUUAAAUUCUAGAGCAUCUGUUGAAUGUUACUGCUAAAGUGUAUUUUUACCUUUCCAUACUCCAGUACACAGUUUAAAUGCCAAAAUUGUGGCUUUGCUUAGGAUGACAACUGUAGCUGGCUGCCUGUCUGUAACAGCUGCUAUGAGGAAUGACUUCCAAAGGUGUUUUUGCCAUUUUAUUAAAAAGGAGCUUCCUUUUUAAUAAAAUGGCAAAAACAAUAAGCUUUAUUGUUUGUAGGUUGACCCAGUAGUGCAGUCUAGCACAGAAAUACAGGACACAUAACAAAGCUUUCUGACUUUCAUAGACUGGGUAGAAAAUAAUUUAUUUAGCAACAUUAGUGCAAUCCUUUCUUAUCUUUGCAAGUACGUACUGGUAAUGUCUUACAAUAUUUUUAAAAAUAGUGGUUAUAGUAUGAGGCUAUCCUUCUUAAUUAUUAUCUUCCUCCUCCUGCACUGAAGUGAAUAAGAGAACAGCUGUUCCUGUAAAGUGCUUUGCAGUGGAAGCCCUUCAUUUCUGUGAAUGCAUACUCGCCUGUUUUCUGGAAUGGUCUGGUGUAGUAGCAGGUCCUAUACUGGAAGAAUCCUGCAGUUGAGAGGUUGCUGGUUUGUGUCCACAACUAUGCUGUUCAGUGAGUAUAUCGGCCUCACCUCUGUAGUCAGCACUACGCACUACACGACUGGCUGAAUGGCAAGUAUAUAACACUGAUCUCUCUGUUUCAGGACCACAACACAAUAGCCACAUGAAAUGUUUAGACUCAUGUUCAGUCAGAGCUGUUUUGUUGUGUUGUGUGUGGUUCAGGACCACAACACAAAUGCCAGAUGAGCUGAUUAUGCCCAUCUCCUGGUGGAGCUCUGUUGUGUGCUCUAUCCAGCUACAUAAGGCUUGUGCUUAUAGCUGAUCAUUUCAAAAUUGGACAGCAGUUGUCUGCCUUUUUAUCUAAUUUUGUGAAAGGUCUACCUACCAGUCGCCAAUGUGAUCUUUAUUACAUUUUGCCAACAUUUUAAAGACAAUUAUUACACCUUUGGGACAAAGCAUUAAAUAUAACAUUAAACUAGUCAACCCAGAAAACCUCUGAUCUGCACAACACAUGGCAGUUCUGAAAUGUGAUUUGAUAAGUGUGAUAAAGUACAGUUGUCAGCAAUAACUCAAAUAUAAGUAUAACCCAUUAUAUGGGAGCUGUCUGAUAGAAUAUGUGUGACAUCCUACUGCUUUUGAUCAGGUACUGCAGUAGCCCAUAGUUUUUUCAGUAUGACACAGCAUGUGCAAUUUUGAACAAACUUUUCUUACUGACACUUUAUUCUAUUGAAAACAUGGAAUUAGUUUUGCCCCAGAGUGAUCAUAUAGGAUUUUUAUUGUCUGCAUAGACACAUUGUUGUCCAAGGACAUUUCUCUGACAUGCCUUUGUUCUGAACUAAAUAAUAAAAAGUGAUACCUAUCUUUCA
Molecule: messenger RNA, 6565 nt
Organism: Lepisosteus oculatus (spotted gar)
Lineage: Eukaryota; Metazoa; Chordata; Actinopteri; Semionotiformes; Lepisosteidae
Product: deubiquitinase DESI2
Biological process (GO): protein deubiquitination
Molecular function (GO): deubiquitinase activity
Source: RefSeq, a predicted model, not a curated record